Bactrocera latifrons is the source of this 1185-nucleotide messenger RNA. Its product is annotated as odorant receptor 7a-like. The transcript has 3 exons. Gene Ontology annotation, cellular component: plasma membrane. The record is from RefSeq and is a predicted model, not a curated record. Bases 1 to 1185 code for a protein of 394 amino acids. Lineage: Eukaryota; Metazoa; Arthropoda; Insecta; Diptera; Tephritidae. Gene Ontology annotation, biological process: detection of chemical stimulus involved in sensory perception of smell; sensory perception of smell. Gene Ontology annotation, molecular function: odorant binding; olfactory receptor activity.
AUGUUCGAUUUGAUACAGGGACGCGGUCGAACGGUAUUCGCCUCACGUGAUGCAGUCAUUUAUCUGUUCAACAGUUUCAGAUAUCUGGGCAUCAAUCCACCGGCCAAAUAUCGUUUGCCAUAUUUCAUGUACUCGGCCAUCAUAACAUUCUUCGCUGUGCUUUUCUCGCCGGUUAUUUUCAAUGUUGGCUGGUUGCGCGAUCGCAACAAGCUCUCUGUUAUGGAAAUUUUAACUUGCGUGCAGGCCUCCUUGAAUGUCAUGGCCGUGCCACUUAAGUGCAUCACGCUGGCCAUGGCGCAGAAGCGUUUGCGGGGCAUUGAACCAAUGGUGAGCGAAUUGGAUGAGCGCUUUCCAACGCCAGAGGAUAAGGCGAAGAUCAAACAGUGCGCCGUAACGGGUAAUCGAUUGGUAUUCGGGUUUGCUGUUUCAUAUUUUAUGUAUGAAACUUUGACUGUGGUCUCCGCCUUGGUGGGUGGCCAUGCACCGCUCUCGCUUUGGAUACCCAAUGUUGAUUGGCAUCGCUCCACUUGGGAGUACUGGCUGCAAGUUAGCUUCGAUGCAGCUGUGCUUUUCUUUUUGUUAUAUCAUCAAGUUUUGAACGACUCAUAUCCGGCUGUGUAUAUUUACAUAAUACGCACACAAGUACAACUACUAACAAGUCGUGUGGAAAAGUUGGGUUAUGAUGAACAAAAGAGUGUCGAUGAGAAUUACCAAGAGCUCUUAGAGUGCAUCGUAAUACAUCAGAAAAUAUUGAAAAUUGUGAAAAUUGUCGAGAGCGUCGUCUCAAUAACGGUAUUUACACAGUUUCUGGUCGCAGCAGCUAUACUUGGCGUUACCAUGAUUAACAUUUUCAUAUUCGCUGAUCUCACGACGAAAAUCGCUUCAGUCACUUACUUCUUCUGCGUACUGCUCCAGACUUCACCGACAUGCUAUCACGCCUCCUAUUUACUGGACGAUUGUGAUCAAUUGCGCAUUGCUAUUUUUCAAUGCAAUUGGAUUGCGCAAAAUAAACGCUUCAAUAAUUUGUUGAUCUAUUUUUUGCAUCGCUCGCAGGAUUCUAUGCCAUUUUUCGCCCUCAAAUUGGUGCCAAUUAAUUUGGCGACCAAUUUAUCGAUCGCCAAAUUUUCGUUUACGCUCUUCACUUUUAUACAAGAGAUGGGUCUCGGCGAGAAUCUAAAGGGUUAA